Molecule: messenger RNA, 2828 nt
Organism: Dicentrarchus labrax (European seabass)
Lineage: Eukaryota; Metazoa; Chordata; Actinopteri; Moronidae
Product: intestinal mucin-like protein
Exons: 22
Coding region: 1-2688 (895 amino acids)
Cellular component (GO): extracellular matrix
Molecular function (GO): protein binding
Source: RefSeq, a predicted model, not a curated record
AUGUGGUCUACAACACCACUAACUGAAUCUGCUACUACAACUGAAACACCAACUACAACCACAAAGUCUUCAACACCACCAACUGAAUCUACUACUACAAAUGAAACACCAACUACAACCACAAGGUCUACAACCCCAUCAACUACUCCUACUACUACAACCACAAGGUCUACAACACCACCAACUGAACCUACUACUACAACUGAAACGCCAACUACAACCACAAGGUCUACAACACCACCAACUGAACCUACUACUACAACUGAAACGCCAACUACAACCACAAGGUCUACAACACCACCAACUGAACCUACUACUACAACUGAAACGCCAACUACAACCACAAGGUCUACAACACCUCCAACCGAAUCUACUACUACAACUGAAGAGACAACUACAACCACAAGGUCUACAACAACAUUAACUGAAUCUACUAUUACUACUCACCACCCACCGCCCACUUGCCCUGACUGGGGUAAAGUGCAAAAUGAAACAUUUCAUCUGGACAAUUGCAAAUUCGCAAAAUGUAUUAAGAACAAUACAAUUGAAACAUUUCGCCUUGAAUGCCCUACCAUUGAGGAAAUCAGUUGUGCCAAUGGAAAGAAACCAGUUCUUGUGUAUGAUGAGUACCACUGCUGCCAACAUUACGUUUGUGAAUGUGUAUGUUAUGGCUGGGGAGAUCCCCAUUACAUCACAUUUGAUGGACUCCAAUACGCUUAUCAAGGGAACUGUACCUAUGUCUUGAUGGAAGAGAUUUUACCAAAAUAUAACUUGACGAUUUAUAUUGACAACGUCUACUGUGAUAUCGAUGAAGAUGUUUCUUGUCCUCGAUCUAUAAAUGUACACUAUAAAUCGCAAGCUUUCAAACUGAAGAAUCAUGACGUCAUUGGACGAGCAAAGUUGGAGGUAUUCAAAGAUGGAGAGAGUUUGACACUACCUUAUUCACAACAAGCUGUUAAGAUCUUGAGUACUGGCCUUAAAAUGAUUUUGGAGAUCCCUCACCUAAAAGUGGUGAUUACUUUUGGAAUAAGUGGCUUCAGUGUCACCCUUCCCUUUGAACACUUUGGCAAAAACACAUGGGGCCAUUGUGGAACAUGCAACAACAACCAGACUGAUGAUUGCAUGUUGCCUGAUGGCAAACUGGCGCAAAGUUGUCCUGUGAUGGCUGACUUCUGGCCUGUAGGAGACUGCCAACCUGUCAAUGUAACUGUAACUCCAACAUGCAAGCCAGGCCCUGUAUGUAAUCUUCUUCAAAGCAGUGUCUUCGCAGAAUGCCAUCCCUUUGUGGCUCCUGACAAAUUCUACCAAGCUUGUGUUUUUGAUAGUUGCCGAGUUUCCAACCGGACAGUAGAGUGCACAAGUUUGCAGACUUAUGCUGCUGCCUGUGUUGAGGCAGGAGUUUGUGUUAACUGGAGGAACUACACCACAGAGUGUGUCAGUGACUGCCCAUCAAAAAAAAUGUACAAGCCAUGUGGUCCUGCAGAACAGCCAACCUGUGAAGACAAUCCUUACGAACUCACCAUGAACUUCACUACUGAGGGUUGCUUUUGUCCUGAGGGAAUGAAACUCUUUACCAAAGAGUCUGACAUAUGUGUUAAAACGUGUGGAUGUCUUGAUCCUGAUGGCGUUCCUCGUGAGUUCAAUGAAAAAUUUGAGUACAACUGCCAACACUGCGUCUGUGAGGAGUCCACCAAGAGUGUGUCUUGCGAACCGAAGGUGUGCCCGCCACCAACCGUGACAAACUGCGUUGGUCUAGGAUUUGUCCUUGUAAACCAAACAGAUCCAGCAAACUGCUGCUGUUCUACCCUUGUUUGCCAAUGUGACUCCAAGACAUGCCCAGAAACCUACAUGAAAUGUCCGACUGGAAAAAUACCAAUUGUCAGUACUCCUGAGGGGAAAUGCUGUCCAGAACAUACAUGUGAGCCUAAAAGAGUUUGUGUCCACGAUGACACUGAAUACCAGCUUGGUUCUUCAGUACCUGGGAAUAGGUGUGAGAACUGCACCUGUACCACAAGCAUGGACCCCAGGUCUGAACUAUUCAAAGUACUUUGUGAGUUGCAGCAAUGUGAAACUGAUUGUGAAAAGGGAUAUCAAUAUGUGAAAACUGAUAAAGACGAAUGCUGUGGGAAGUGUGUACAGACACACUGUGUCCUCAGUGUUAAUGGUACCAAGGAGCUCUUGGAGAGAGGACAUACCUGGUCACCACCUGAGAAUAAGUGUGAAAAGUACACCUGUGUUAAUAUCAGUGGGACCCUCACUGUCAGAGUUUCAAACGUUGUCUGCCCGCUAUUCCAGGAGAGCAACUGCCAGCCUAACACAAUUCAGAGCAGGGCAAAUGGCUGUUGUAAAAUUUGUGUGGAGAAGGAGAAGGCAUGUAAGUUAGAAUACAUGAAAACCUUUGUUACGCUCAAGGAUUGUAAGUCUGACCUGGAGGUCGAUAUGCCAUACUGUGAAGGAUCCUGCAACACUUUCACCAAGUACUCAGCUGCCAUGGCUACUAUGCAGCAUUCUUGCUCCUGCUGUAAGGAGAUGCGCUCCAGCAAUCGCACUGUUGACUUGCGUUGCUUGAAUGGAGAUUUGAUUACCUACACUUACAUGCACGUGGAGGAGUGUGGCUGUGGUCACACAGAAUGCACCAGAGCGGCUGAACAACCUGCUCUCAGGAAGCCAAGAUUCACCCUGGUGUGAUAAAAAAUACGUAAUCAGAUUAAUGGAUUUGGGAUGUAAAGGUUUUUUCCCAUAUUGUCUUAUCAAUCAUUACAUCUCUCACAAACUAAUUGUCAUUGUAGAGAGACUAUAUAUCAGUUGAUUAAAAAGAUGCAACUCUG